Gloeophyllum trabeum ATCC 11539 is the source of this 1785-nucleotide messenger RNA. Its product is annotated as histone-fold-containing protein. The coding region runs from base 87 to 557 and encodes 156 amino acids. Gene Ontology annotation, cellular component: nucleosome. The transcript is spliced from 9 exons. Lineage: Eukaryota; Fungi; Basidiomycota; Agaricomycetes; Gloeophyllales; Gloeophyllaceae. Gene Ontology annotation, biological process: nucleosome assembly. The record is from RefSeq and is a predicted model, not a curated record. Gene Ontology annotation, molecular function: DNA binding; protein heterodimerization activity; structural constituent of chromatin.
ACCUCAACCUUCGCCUUCGACCACUAUCACCACCACCCCCCGUAGCCUCUGAGCUUACCUUUGCGUCCAAUACAUUACAUUCUCCAAUGGCUCCCAAACCCACUUCCACUGCUUCCAAGGCUCCUGCCUCCACCACCGCCAACAAGGCCCCAGCGUCCACAGCCUCCAAGGCUCCUGCUAAGGAGGGAGGGGCGAAGGCUGCCAAGAAGACCGCGGGGAAGUCCAAGGCUGCCCCUGCUGAUGGGGAGAAGAAGAAGAGGAAUAAGGCUCGCAAGGAGACCUACAGCUCUUACAUCUACAAGGUGUUGAAGCAAGUCCACCCCGACACUGGUAUUUCGAACAAGGCUAUGGCUAUUCUCAACUCCUUCGUUAACGACAUCUUCGAACGUAUUGCUACGGAGGCAUCAAAAUUGGCUUCGUACUCCAAGAAGUCAACCAUCUCGUCGCGCGAGAUUCAGACUGCGGUCCGCCUCAUCCUCCCAGGCGAACUUGCCAAGCAUGCUAUCUCUGAGGGAACGAAGUCUGUCACUAAGUUCUCUUCUGCAACUGCAAAGUAGACCGUUGUUCAUACUACAUGAUAUUGUACAUGUCUAAUAUCUCCCAUUUUAUCUGUACAAUAAGGUCCUUGUGUCUUAUGUUUUGUCUCAUUAGUCGGGAUUGCAAUAUAUAGGUCGAGACGAAAACACCAUGAGGAAUAUUUGAAUGAAUGACUAGAAGCCAUAUUUCAUUCCUGCCUCCUUCCUAUUCCGCCUACCCUGAGCAAUUUUCUCCUCCAAUGCCUUGCGAUUUGAAUAAGCCUCCGUAAGCAAGGUCGACAGCUGAUGUCUCGAGCGAGCACGACCACCUAGAGCAGCACCCUUGAUAUUCAUCUUCGGAGCAGCGGGAGCCUCGUCCCCACCCUGCGUCAACCUCUUCUUCUCCUCUCUUUCCUGGAUUUCCUUCUUUGCUCUCUCCAUCUCCGCUAUAGCGUUGACUUCCUGCGCUUCCUCCUCGUUCAGACCUUCGAAUCCCUUUACUUGACCCUUCUCCAAUGCCCGUACGUGAGCGUCGUACUCGCGCUUCCACUUGUCGUAGAAUUUCUUGUAAUAGUCCGGGUCGUAGGCUGCCCACUGCCCAGUAGGCGUCAGGUAGUAGCCAGGGUAGGGAUCUGUUGGCGUUGGCUCCGGGGGGACGAAGUCGUCCACCUUGGGAGCGGAUGAGAUGCCGGUAGGAAUCUUGGGGAGAGGAGAAGGUUGGGAUGAUCCUAAGGGUCCAGCUGGAACCGGGGAGACUGUGUCACGUCGUGAACUGCUUGAUGAACCUAGGGAGAAGAAAUCCACUGCAGGGGCGGCGGACACUCUGGGUGUAGACAACACCUUCGGUGCGGUUCGUGGCGGCCCUUCGGUUGAGAUGUUUGGCUUCCCCUUCUGCAGAGAUACAGGCAGAAACGAUAUAGAAGGUGCACUAGGAGCUGCAGCGGACGAUUCCGUCCCAGCGUCCUCGUCAUUAUCAUCAGCGGUCUGGUCGGUAGAGUCGGUAGCUGAAUGACUAGACGUAUUGAACACGAGCCCGGGGCCGUGUCCACCUCCUAAGACCCGUUCUUUAGGUGGUGGUAGCGGCACCUUCUGCUUUGGAGCUGGUAACAUUGACAAGAGCUUUGACGAGCCCGCACCGCUCUCCAGGCGAGGCUUCUUGGCCAGGGGUUUAUCCUCGUUAUCCUCGUCAUCAUCGUCCAAGGUCGGAAGGUCGAUGGUAAUCUUCUUCUUCUUUUGCGUCGAUUUGGCCUUGGGAAGAGGCAGUGAGAGU